Molecule: messenger RNA, 2251 nt
Organism: Chelonoidis abingdonii (Abingdon island giant tortoise)
Lineage: Eukaryota; Metazoa; Chordata; Testudines; Testudinidae
Source: RefSeq, a predicted model, not a curated record
GUAGUGAGCCUGGGGACAGAAGGCCUGGAGCCUCACUUCCUGGGAGGCCUCUUAGAGGUUAGGGGGUUGCUGAAGCAGACUCAAGCCCUGUAGGAGUCCAGGGGAGCCUGAGGAAGAGCAAAGAGGAACGGGGUCCACAGCAGGAGUGCGGGCAGGCCCCAGCACCCCUAGCGGCUGAGACGUGCACUUAUGAAGCAUGCAGUUGCUGUUUCUGAUACCUUGCCAGUUGUUUUGUUGUUGUCUGUUUGCAGCUGGUUGGAAAGGAUGUCACCAUCCACGCAGCCAGGAGAAAGCAGGACCUGAUGAGAGAGGUGACAUGGUGACCGCAAUGCUGCAGAAGCAGCAGCACUGGAGGUCCAUGUGCAAGGGGCUUGUUCUGGGAACUGUCCUGACCAGCUUCAUGCUGCUGCUGUACUCCUAUGUGAUUCCACCCCUGCAAGUCAGCAUGAUGGAGAUUCCUAUCCCUUACUCCUGCUCCUCCUAUCCUGCCCAGGCCAGGGUGCCAGGUGUGGCGAACAGCACUCACAGUCCCCCGGGGCAAGGAUGUCUGCCCAAGCUGGACAUCAUGUUCAUGAAGACACACAAGACAGCCAGCAGCACCAUCCUAAACAUCCUCUUCCGCUUUGGUGAGAAGCACCGCCUCAAGUUUGCCUUCCCCAAUGGCCGCAAUGACUUCUACUACCCCUCCUACUUUGAACGCAGCCAGGUCCAGGACUACCAGCCCGGCAUGUGUUUCAAUAUCAUUUGCAACCAUAUGCGCUUCCACUACCAGGAGGUGCGCAAGCUACUGCCAGCUGACACCAUCUUUCUGACAGUGCUGCGGGACCCUGCCUACCUCUUUGAGUCCUCCUUCCACUACUUUGGGCGCAUCAUCCCCCUCACCUGGAAGCUGCAAGGUGAGGACAAGCUAGCAGAAUUCCUCCGUGAUCCAUGGCACUACUAUGAUCCUAACGGGUUCAACGCUCACUACCUCCAGAACCUGCUCUUCUUUGACCUAGGCUAUGAUAACAACAUGAAUGCCAACAGCCCCUUGGUGGACCAGUACAUCCAAGAGAUCGACCAACAUUUCCAUCUGGUCAUGCUGUUGGAGUACUUCGAUGAGUCCCUAGUGCUCCUGAAGGACCUGUUGUGCUGGGAGCUGGAGGACAUCCUCUAUUUCAAGCUCAAUGCCCGCAAGGACUCCACUGUCUCCAAGAUGACGGGUGAGCUCUAUGAGAAGGCCACCUACUGGAACCUAAUUGACGCCAAGCUCUAUCGCUACUUCAAUACCACUUUCUGGCGCAAGGUGGAGGCCUAUGGGUGGGAGCGAAUGGCCAGGGAUGUGGCUGAGCUGCACCGGGAGAAUGAGAAGAUGAAAAGCAUCUGCAUCGAUGGAGGGCGCCCUGUGGAUGCCAAUGCCAUCCAGGAGUCCUCCAUGCAGCCAUGGCAGCCGCUGGGCCAGAAGUCCAUCCUGGGUUACAACUUGAAGAAGAAGAUAAACAAGAAGCACCGGAAGCUGUGCCGCAAGAUGCUGACACCCGAGAUCCAGUACCUGACUGACCUGGGCGUCAACCUCUGGAUCACCAAGCUCUGGAGCCACGUGCGGGAGUUCUUAAAGUGGUAACAUGUGAACUGCAGCAGUCCCCAACUCCCUCCCCUCCGCUGUCCCCAUCCCCACCCAAGAGAAGAACCAAGUGAUUUCAUUUUCAUUUCUUCCUUAUGUCUGUUGGCUGGAUAGGGGACAUGAUGAAUCGUCAAUGAUCAGAACUGGCUUGAGACUCCAACAGGGAAUAGUAAGUUAGAGACCACGCCUCCCACCCCCUAUUCUGGAGAUCUGGCUACACAGGAGAGAAGAGGAGCCUCUGACACUUGCAGGUGGACAUUCACUGGGGUGUGAGUAAGGAAAGAGUCAGUUGGCCAACCCUCCUGCCACCUAGUUCCUCAACACCAUCACUCUGGGGUGCUCCUGGGUCAGCUUCCACCACUGCAUCCUCAGGUCAGUGCUGCACCACUGAGUCCAGCCAUCUUAGCCUGCUCCCCUGAAUGAGCUGAGGGCAGGCCCUGGGGAGCACGACCUGGACACAGGACACUAGAACUGAUUACAGUAUCUUACUAGUUGUUUGGGGGUUGCUUUUCACAAAGUUUUUUUCCCUUCCUUCUAUUUGAAAGCGUUGGGGGCAGCGUCUGUGACAGCAGGAUCGCAGCCCGGGUCCGUCAUUCAUGUUAGUAGCAUUAUAUGUGUCACAGUGUAAACAGGAGACAAGCUAUAGGA